Molecule: messenger RNA, 1192 nt
Organism: Cyprinus carpio (common carp)
Lineage: Eukaryota; Metazoa; Chordata; Actinopteri; Cypriniformes; Cyprinidae
Gene: spinb
Product: spindlin b
Exons: 5
Coding region: 340-1092 (250 amino acids)
Biological process (GO): gamete generation
Source: RefSeq, a predicted model, not a curated record
ACGAAUUGAUUCGAGCACAUGAAAGACAACAGAUCUAAAUAAUUACCUUUCUGUAUUUAUCGAGAAAAUGCCUAAUUUCAAACGCAUUAAAUCGUGGUUUCUGUUGUACCAAGCGUGCUUGUUUGUGUUGAAUGAGGCGCGCUCACGCUAGUCUGCACGUGCUCGCGCUAUACAGAGGAAACGCGAGGCACACUUUUGCAGAAUUAUUUUGACUAUUUAAAGUAAUUGUGCCGAAUUCAAGCCAAAACAGCGUGAAGCAGCGAGACACACGUUUGCAAUGAGGAGGAUCAUCGGAGGUUGAUCUGGUUGGAGCUGACGGAGUGUGUGUACAGAAGCAGAAUGAACCAGCAUCGCUCCAGAGACACCGGAGUUCAAGGUGUGUCUGGUGGCCGGUCCGUAAUGAAGAAAAAGAGCUCUCACAAGCACAGACACAUGCGUCACAGUCCUCUCAGUGAAAGCAUCGUGGGCUGUCGAAUACGACACAAAUGGAAGGAAGACGUCUACAGUCCGGUGUCUCGGUGGACGGGGACAGUACUGGUCCAAGUGUCUGUCAACUCGUUUCUGUACCUCAUCAAGUACGAUGGAGUGGACUGCGUCUACGGCCUGGAGAUCUUCACCGAUCAGAGGGUUCAGAAUCUGGAGAUUUUUCCCGGGGAAAUCGCCUCGUUUCGGGUCAGUGACACUCGUCUUGCGGAUCAGCUGCUGGGACGGCCGGUGGUUCAUCUGUUUGAGACGGAGGAUGGCUCCAAGGAUGAGUGGAGAGGUCUGGUGCUCUCCAGGGCUCCCAGCAUGCCUGCGUGGUUCUUCAUAACUUAUGAGAAAGACCCCAUGCUGUACAUGUACCAGCUGACGCAGGAUUAUAAAGACGGGGACCUUCGGAUACUUCCGGAUUCAGCAGAUGAUCCGGCGGAGGCCAGCGAGCCGCGUGAAGUGUGUGACACGCUGGUUGGGAAGCAGGUGGAGUGUGAGAACAAGGACGGCAGACAGAGGAUGGGGACCAUCAUCCAGCAGGUUCAGGCCAAACCCUCCGUUUACUUCAUCAAGUUUGAAGAUGACUAUCACAUCUACGUCUAUGACAUGGUUGGAUCGUGAGUUUCCGCUCAGACCCUGGAACAAAAUCUGUGUUUCCAGUCAGUUUCUCUUUUGUAUUAAUAAACGUUUGUUAUAUAGAACACUUCUGAUGCCUCUUCAG